AAAAGAUCUCCCCCCUUAACAUGCAAAGAAGAUCGACCGUAAAUUACCAGCCCGUAUCCGGUAUUACCAGACCGAACCACCACUACACCUAUCAAGGCCUAUCGCUUUCCCACCUUUUUUUUUCUCUCGACGCCGGUCUUCAACUCCACCAAAUCCUAUCCUCCCUUCUCCUUCUCCUCCCUCCUCCUCUUCUAGAUCUUUGGGACCUUAUUUCCUUUCCCUCCCUAAUUGCUUGUUUUCUUUGAUUUCCCUUUCUUUCGUGUUUUCUAGAAUCAAUCCCUUCAGUGGGCAUUCAGCGACGACAGUCCCCCCGUCGCGCCGGAUUCUAGACACGUCCGACGACCUACCAUAAUUACCUUCCAAAUCGACCGAGUUCUCGAUACCCCCCCCCCCUUCCCGCCAAACGUUCUUCUCUCUCGACCACAUAUUAUCCCUACCUUCUUCACAUACACAAUUCGCCAUGCGUCCUGAGAUUGAGCAGGAGCUGGCUCACACCUUGCUGGUGGAGCUGCUCGCCUACCAGUUCGCCUCACCCGUCCGAUGGAUUGAGACUCAAGAUGUCAUCCUUGCCGAGCAGCGCACCGAGCGCAUUGUUGAGAUUGGUCCCGCAGAUACCCUCGGUGGCAUGGCCCGCCGCACACUCGCCUCCAAGUACGAGGCCUACGACGCCGCCACCUCCGUUCAGCGUCAAAUCCUCUGCUACAACAAGGACGCCAAGGAGAUCUAUUAUGAUGUCGACCCCGUCGAAGAUGAGCCAGAGCCCGCUGCAAAUGCCCCUGCGGCGGCUGCCGGUGCUUCUUCUCCCGCGGCUGCUGCUCCCGUGGCUGCUGCAGCUCCCCCUCCUCCCAGUGCUGGCCCGGCUGCCGCGGUAGAGGAUAUUCCAGUGACCGCAGUCGAUAUCCUGCGGUCCCUGGUAGCCCAGAAGCUUAAGAAGGGUCUGGCUGAAGUGCCAUUGACGAAAGCCAUUAAGGAUCUUGUUGGAGGCAAGUCCACGUUACAGAACGAAAUUCUCGGAGACUUGGGCAAGGAAUUCGGUUCGACGCCAGAGAAGCCCGAGGACACUCCGCUGGACGAGCUAGGUGCCGCCAUGCAGGCCACUUUCAACGGCCAACUCGGCAAGCAGUCUUCUUCUCUCAUUGCCCGUAUGGUCUCCUCCAAGAUGCCCGGUGGCUUCAACAUCACAGCCGUUCGCAAGUACCUCGAGACGCGGUGGGGCUUGGGCGCGGGCCGCCAGGACGGUGUGCUGCUGCUUGCCAUUACCAUGGAGCCGGCCUCCCGUUUGGGUUCGGAGGGUGAUGCCAAGGCCUUCUUGGACGAUGUGACCAACAAAUAUGCUGCCAGUGCCGGUGUUAACCUCUCCGCUCCUGCGGCCGGUGGUGACAGCGGUGCGGGUGGCGGCGGUAUGAUGAUGGAUCCUGCUGCCAUUGACGCCCUGACCAAGGACCAGCGGGCUCUGUUCAAGCAGCAAUUGGAGGUUAUUGCCCGCUACUUGAAGAUGGAUCUCCGUGCCGGUGACAAGGCCUUCAUUACAUCUCAAGAGACCCAGAAGGCUCUCCAGGCUCAGCUUGACCUGUGGUCCGCGGAGCACGGCGACUUCUACGCCUCCGGCAUUGAGCCUUCCUUUGACCCGCUGAAGGCUCGUGUCUACGACUCUUCGUGGAAUUGGGCUCGCCAGGAUGCCCUCAGCAUGUACUACGACAUCAUCUUUGGUCGCCUCCAGGUGAUUGACCGUGAGAUUGUCAGCCAGUGCAUUCGCAUUAUGAACCGCUCCAACCCGCUUCUCCUCGACUUCAUGCAGUACCACAUUGACAACUGCCCCACUGAGCGUGGUGAGACCUACCAGCUCGCCAAGGAGCUUGGCCAGCAGCUGAUUGAUAACUGCAAGGAGGUGAUGGAUGUGGCUCCCGUUUACAAGGAUGUCGCUGUCCCUACUGGUCCCCAGACCACCGUUGACGCCCGGGGUAACAUUGCCUUCAAGGAGACCCCCCGUGCCAGCGCUCGUAAGUUGGAGCACUACGUCAAGCAGAUGGCCGAGGGUGGCCCCAUCUCCGAGUACAGCAACCGGAACAAGGUCCAGAACGAUCUGAAGAACGUGUACAAGCUCAUCCGCAAGCAACACCACCUGUCCAAGGCCUCGCAGCUCCAAUUUGAUGCUUUGUACAAGGAUGUGCUCCACGCUCUCAGCAUGAACGAGAACCAAAUCAUGCCCCAGGAGAAUGGAUCCGCCAAGAAAUCCGGUGCCAACGGCGUGAAGCGCACUGCCGCCAUUCGUCCCGGCAAGGUCGAGACCAUUCCCUUCCUGCACCUCAAGAAGAAGUCUGAGCACGGCUGGGACUACAACAAGAAGCUGACCGGCAUUUACCUGAAUGUUCUGGAGUCGGCUGCUCGUUCCGGUCUCUCCUUCCAGGGCAAGAACGUCCUCAUGACUGGUGCCGGUGCCGGUUCCAUCGGUGCCGAGGUCCUGCAGGGCCUGAUCUCUGGUGGUGCCAAGGUCGUUGUCACCACCAGCCGCUUCUCUCGUGAGGUCACCGAGUAUUAUCAGGCCAUGUACGCCCGCUACGGUGCCCGUGGCUCCCAGCUGGUUGUCGUGCCCUUCAACCAGGGUAGCAAGCAGGAUGUGGAGGCCCUCGUGGAAUACAUCUACGACACCAAGAAGGGUCUCGGCUGGGAUCUCGACUUUGUCGUUCCCUUCGCCGCCAUCCCCGAGAAUGGCCGCGAGAUCGACUCUAUCGACUCCAAGUCCGAGCUGGCUCACCGUAUCAUGCUGACCAACCUGCUCCGCAUGCUGGGUUCGAUCAAGACCCAGAAGCAGGCUCACGGCUUCGAGACCCGCCCUGCCCAGGUCAUCCUUCCUCUGUCGCCUAACCACGGUACCUUCGGUAACGACGGUCUGUACUCCGAGUCCAAGCUGGGCCUGGAGACUCUCUUCAACCGUUGGUAUUCCGAGAACUGGGCCAACUACCUCACCAUUUGCGGUGCCGUUAUUGGCUGGACCCGUGGUACUGGUCUGAUGGCCGGUAACAAUAUGGUCGCUGAGGGUGUUGAGAAGCUUGGUGUCCGCACCUUCUCUCAGCAGGAGAUGGCCUUCAACCUGCUGGGUCUGAUGUCCCCCGCUGUCGUCAACCUCUGCCAGCUUGACCCCGUUUGGGCUGAUCUCAACGGUGGUCUGCAGUUCAUCCCCGACCUUAAGGACCUGAUGACCCGUCUUCGCACCGAGAUCAUGGAGACCAGUGACGUCCGCCAGGCCGUCAUCAAGGAGACUGCCAUUGAGAACAAGGUUGUCAAUGGCGAGGACAGCGGCGUUCUAUACAAGAAGGUCGUUGCCGAGCCUCGUGCCAACAUCAAGUUCGAGUUCCCCAAGCUCCCCGACUGGGACACUGAGGUCAAGCCUCUUAACGAGAACCUCAGGGGUAUGGUCAACCUGGACAAGGUCGUCGUUGUUACUGGUUUCGCCGAGGUUGGACCUUGGGGUAACUCUCGUACUCGUUGGGAGAUGGAGGCUUACGGCAAGUUCUCCCUCGAGGGUUGCGUUGAGAUGGCUUGGAUCAUGGGUCUGAUCAAGCACCACAACGGCCCCCUCAAGGGCAAGGCCUACUCUGGCUGGGUUGAUGCCAAGACUGGCGAGCCCGUUGACGACAAGGACGUCAAGCCCAAGUACGAGAAAUUCAUCUUGGAGCACACCGGUAUUCGUCUGAUCGAGCCCGAGCUGUUCAAGGGUUACGACCCCAAGCAGAAGCAGCUUCUGCAGGAGAUUGUCAUCCAGGAAGACCUGGAGCCCUUCGAGGCCUCCAAGGAGACCGCCGAGGAGUUCAAGCGUGAGCACGGCGACAAGGUUGAGAUCUUCGAGAUCCCCGAGUCUGGCGAGUACACUGUCCGCCUCCGCAAGGGUGCCAACCUGCUCAUUCCCAAGGCUCUCUCCUUCGACCGUCUGGUUGCUGGUCAGAUCCCUACUGGCUGGGAUGCUAAGCGUUACGGUAUUCCCGACGACAUCAUCAGUCAGGUUGACCCCGUGACUCUGUUCGUCCUGGUCUGUACUGCCGAGUCCAUGCUCUCUGCCGGUAUCACCGACCCCUACGAGUUCUACAAGUACGUCCACCUCUCCGAGGUUGGUAACUGCAUUGGUUCCGGUAUCGGUGGUACCCACGCCCUGCGCGGCAUGUACAAGGACCGUUACCUUGACAAGCCUUUGCAGAAGGAUAUCCUGCAGGAGUCCUUCAUCAACACUAUGAGUGCGUGGGUCAACAUGUUGCUCUUGUCCUCGACUGGUCCUAUCAAGACACCCGUCGGUGCUUGCGCUACUGCUGUCGAGUCCGUUGAUAUUGGUUACGAGACCAUUGUGGAGGGCAAGGCUCGCGUCUGCUUCGUUGGUGGCUUCGAUGACUUCCAAGAGGAAGGUUCCUACGAGUUUGCCAACAUGAAGGCUACCAGCAACGCCGAGGACGAGUUCGCCCACGGCCGUACCCCUCAGGAGAUGUCUCGUCCUACCACCACUACCCGUGCCGGUUUCAUGGAGUCGCAGGGUUGCGGUAUGCAGCUUAUCAUGAGCGCUCAGCUCGCCCUCGACAUGGGUGUCCCCAUUCACGGUAUCAUCGCCCUGACCACCACCGCCACCGACAAGAUUGGUCGCUCCGUGCCCGCUCCUGGCCAGGGUGUUCUCACCACUGCCCGUGAGAACCCCGGCAAGUUCCCCUCGCCUCUGCUGGACAUCAAGUACCGCCGUCGCCAGCUUGAGCUUCGCAAGAAGCAGAUCAAGGAGUGGCAAGAGUCUGAGCUGCUCUACCUCCAGGAUGAGGUUGAUGCCAUGCAGGCUCAGUCCGACGAGUCCUUCAAUGCCUCCGAGUACAUGCAUGAGCGCGCUCAGCACAUCGAGCGCGAGGCCGUUCGCCAGGAGAAGGAUGCUCAAUUCAGCCUUGGCAACAACUUCUGGAAGCAAGACUCUCGCAUCGCUCCCCUCCGUGGUGCCCUGGCCACCUGGGGUCUCACUAUCGAUGAUAUCGAUGUCGCCUCGUUCCACGGUACCUCGACCGUUGCCAACGACAAGAACGAGUCUGAUGUCAUUUGCCAGCAGCUCAAGCACCUUGGCCGCACGAAGGGUAACGCCGUCAUGGGUAUUUUCCAGAAGUAUCUUACUGGUCACCCCAAGGGUGCCGCUGGUGCCUGGAUGUUCAACGGUUGUUUGCAGGUUCUGGACACCGGUCUCGUGCCGGGUAACCGUAAUGCCGACAACGUGGAUAAGGUGAUGGAGAAGUUCGAUUACAUCGUCUACCCCAGCCGCAGCAUUCAGACCGACGGUAUCAAGGCCUUCUCCGUGACCUCGUUCGGUUUCGGUCAGAAGGGUGCUCAGGUCAUUGGUAUCCACCCCAAGUACCUGUACGCUGCCCUUGACCAGGCUCAGUACCACAGCUACAAGAACAAGGUCGAGUCGCGCCAGAAGAAGGCUUACCGCUACUUCCACAACGGCCUGAUCAACAACAGCAUCUUCGUUGCCAAGAACAAGGCCCCUUACGAGGACGCUCAGCAGAGCCAGAUCUUCCUGAACCCCGACUACCGCGUCAGCCUUGAUAAGAAGACCUCCGAGCUGAAGUACUCGACCACCCCUCCCAAGGCUCAGGAGAAUGAGAGCACCCGCCAGAUGGUUGAGUCGCUCGCCAAGGCCAAUGCCGCUGGUGAGAACUCCAAGGUUGGUGUCGACGUUGAGAACAUUGACGCUGUCAACAUCUCCAACGAGACCUUUGUCGAGCGCAACUUCACCGCGUCCGAGCAGGAAUACUGCCGCAAGGCUGCUUCCCCGCAGUCCUCGUUUGCCGGUCGCUGGAGUGCCAAGGAAGCCGUAUUCAAGUCGCUCGGUGUCAGCAGCAAGGGUGCGGGCGCUGCCUUGAAAGAUAUUGAGAUCGGAAGCGAUGCCAAUGGCGCUCCCAUUGUGAACCUUCACGGUGCUGCCGCUACCGCUGCCAAGCAAGCCGGUGUCAAGCAGAUCACCGUCAGCAUCAGCCACAGCGACUCUCAGGCCGUUGCGGUUGCCGUUUCGCACUUCUAGAUUACUCAUCUGGGAUAUGCAAAUCGGAUCCGAGCCUGAUCGCAGAACAUGAAGCACAGAUGCUUGCAAAGAUCUCCGUGGUGAGAUGUUGAUGUUGAUGUUGACCUGACGUGAUGUCUGAUGUUUCGCAUUGUUGAGUUACCCCCCCACUUUAGACGGCCUUGAGCGAGCGAAAGGCAAAAGGCAUGCAGCGAAAGAUAAAACCGAGAAGACUGGAGGAAGAGCGUCUCUUGGCUUUUUUGACGCGCUUAACACUUUUUUUUUCCUUUUGAGACGUGACGAUUUGUUAUUUAUGCCUUGUGUGUUCGUCUUACGUUUCUUUUUUUUUUCUUAUUCGUUAUUAGAUUCGGACCAGCGUCGUCUCCUGGUUCGGUGGUGUUUAUAAUGGGAGUAAUGAUAUGUCAUAAAUUUUCAUUUUACUUACAUUUGUUUGGGAC
This is a messenger RNA of Penicillium brasilianum, 6474 nucleotides long. The record is from the annotation of a GenBank genome assembly. Lineage: Eukaryota; Fungi; Ascomycota; Eurotiomycetes; Eurotiales; Aspergillaceae.